CUUGAAAGAAUUAACUAAACAUGGCCAAAAAAAUAGAAGAAAAAAGAACGAGACUUGCAGGAAUUAGAGUCGCAUUGAGUCUGAGAGGAAAUGAAGAGAAUAAGGCAGCGGCUUCUUCCCCUACACCGUCUUCCACUCCCACCACAGCUCCUCUGCUAUCAAAUUCCCGCCAUUCCUUCUUCUUCUUCUUCUUCUUCCUCCAUUUCCGAUUCUGCUCCUGCUUCUGCUUCCAUAGCUUCCGAACCCAAUACCACUCUGACCCAUGACGAGCUUAUAACAAAGAUCAACCUCCUUCUUCCUCGUCUCUGUUUCUAUAACCACCACUCUACUGCAAUCGCCCUUCUGGACGCGACUCUCCUUACAAAUCCAUCACUUCAAUCUCUUCCCCUUUCAAUUCUUUCCCAUUCCCUUGCUUCCCAAUCCGAUUUUGCCCUCACAAUGUCUCUCCUCACCCGUCUCAACCACCAUCGGAAUGCCCUUCUUUAUUCAACCCCUAUCAUCACCAUGCUUAUUUUCUCUUAUUCUAAGCGGCGGAAAUCCAAGGACGCCUUGAAGAUUUUCCAUUGGAUGCUGAGACCGGGGUCGCCGUGUAAGCCGGAUGAGAGGGUUUAUAAUACCCUAAUUGCGGGACUUUGCAGGAAGGGGAUGACACUUGAUGCUUUGAAGGUUCUCAGGAACAUGGUAAAUUCUAAUUUGGUUCCGGAUUGCGAUUUGAGGAAUUGGGUUUUUAGGUGUUUGCUGAGAGAAGCGAUGAUCGGCGAAGCAAUGGAGUUAAAUGAGACUUUGAAUUUCGUUGGUGAUCAGAAUACCAGUGACCAUCUGAGAAAGGUGUCGGAAUUGUUGGAUCGUAUCAUCACCAAUUGGAUAGACUAGAGAAGAUCUUCUAAUAUAAUGGAAAGCCUAAAGCUUAAACAGCCUCUAGCUAGAAGGAGGAGGAGGAGAAAAAAAAAAGAAAUGGAAAAAAGAAGUUAUUGUGGAAUCGUUCAUGUAUAACAAUCGGCUAUUCCAACAUGAAGCAGACGCCUAAGCUAAUGGACUACAAUAAGUUUAAUAUGGUAUCAAAGUAAUGUCAUUUCUUCUCCAAUUAAUAAUUGUUCUACUUAUUGGGUUUUCUAUAAAUUUUCAAAUUUACAAUUGAGGGGAGAGUGUUUUAUAACUCAUAAACUUACAACUUGGGUGAUUCAAUAGCUUUGAGAUUUCAGUUA
This is a messenger RNA of Benincasa hispida (wax gourd), 1205 nucleotides long. Its product is annotated as Pentatricopeptide repeat (PPR) superfamily protein. Gene Ontology annotation, molecular function: mRNA binding; protein binding. The record is from RefSeq and is a predicted model, not a curated record. NCBI's taxonomy places the organism in Eukaryota, Viridiplantae, Streptophyta, Magnoliopsida, Cucurbitales, Cucurbitaceae.